This is a messenger RNA of Epinephelus moara (kelp grouper), 5627 nucleotides long. RefSeq names its product sodium- and chloride-dependent GABA transporter 2-like. Gene Ontology annotation, cellular component: membrane. The coding region runs from base 155 to 2122 and encodes 655 amino acids. Gene Ontology annotation, biological process: sodium ion transmembrane transport. The transcript is spliced from 16 exons. NCBI's taxonomy places the organism in Eukaryota, Metazoa, Chordata, Actinopteri, Perciformes, Serranidae. The record is from RefSeq and is a predicted model, not a curated record.
CUCACAGAAACCCAUUUCACUCAACUUAAUCUUGGAGAGGGACUGGUGUUUUCUUUGAGAAAACAACUGUCAAGAGGAGGAAGUGCUCAACUCCGUAAGCUGUGCUAGUUGCUUCAGAAUUGAAAUAUUUCCCAGACAUCCAUGGUUCCCGCAGAUGAAUCCUACUACCUUUGAUGAUUUCCUGACUCUUCCUUUGACGCCACCAUAUUUUACCCACAUUUUGGAUUAUGACCAAAUACCUGCAAAACUAAUGUCAAGCUGUAGGCCUGCUUUGGUUAAAAUGGACCAAAGACAAAACUCACAGGUGAAACUGAAUCCGCUGAACCUUGGGACCAGACCAGGACAUACUCAACCCAAACCUAAGGAGAGGGAGCAGUGGGGCAGUAAGAUUGAGUUCAUCUUGGCAGUGGCCGGGCAUAUUGUCGGUCUGGGAAACGUGUGGAGGUUUCCAUAUCUUUGCUACAAAAAUGGAGGAGGGGUUUUCUUCAUACCUUAUGUUUUGUUUUUGUUCACCUGUGGCAUCCCACUCUUCUUCCUGGAGACAUCUUUGGGCCAGUACACCAGUCAGGGUGGAAUAACAUGCUGGAGCAAAAUCUGCCCUCUUUUUGAAGGCUUAGGUUAUGGAAGCCAAAUAGUUGUUUUGUACACUGGGGUGUAUUACAUCAUCAUACUGGCGUGGACAUUUCUGUACCUGUUUUCAUCCUUCAGCUCUGAGCUUCCAUGGGCGAGCUGUCACAACAGCUGGAACACAGAUGGCUGCUUCGAACACGGUCACAAUCAAACAUCCUCUCUGUACCUGUAUGGAAACAGCACCUCUUCGGUUGUAGAAUUUUGGGAGAGGAGAAUCUUGGGCCUGUCCAGUGGAAUUGAGGAAAUUGGCAAUAUUCGCUGGGACCUGGCACUUUGUCUACUACUUGCCUGGACGUUGUGUUACUUCUGUGUCUGGAAUGGAGUGAAGACUACAGGGAAGGUGGUCUACUUCACUGCCACAUUCCCAUAUGUAAUGCUGGUGGUGCUGCUUGUUCGUGGUCUUACAUUACCGGGGGCCAAAGAGGGAAUCAUGUUCUACCUCUACCCAGAUCCAUCCCGCCUCGCUGACCCAGAGGUAUGGAUGGAUGCUGGCAGCCAAAUUUUCUACUCCUAUGGAGUUUGCACAGGUGUUCUGACAUCUUUAGGAAGUUACAACAAGUACAGCAACAACUGCUACAGGGACUGUGUUUACCUGUGCCUGUUAAACAGUUUAACCAGCUUCAUUGCUGGCUUUGCCAUCUUCUCUGUGCUCGGUUUUAUGGCAAAGGAGCAAGGUGUGGAUAUAUCAAUGGUGGCUGAAUCAGGUCCAGGUUUGGCAUUCAUUGCUUAUCCUCGUGCUGUGGCUCUAAUGCCGCUCCCCCAGCUCUGGGCCAUCUUCUUCUUCAUCAUGAUCAUCUUCUUAGGAUUAGAUAGUGAGUUUGUAUAUCAAGAGGCGCUGGUUACAACCAUCUCGGACAUGUAUCCUGGCUUCUUUCAAAAUGAUUGUCGCCGUAAACUCCUCCUUCUCGCCAUUUCUGUUGGAAGUUUCUUUGUCGGCCUUUUCAUGGUCACGGAGGGAGGCCUUUAUCUCUUCCAGCUGUUUGACUACUACGCCUGCAGCGGGAUGACACUCCUGCUGUUUGCUGUUCUUCAGUCUGUCUGUAUCGGAUGGGUCUAUGGUGCAGAUCGUCAGUAUGAUAAUGUAAAGGACAUGAUUGGAUAUCGACCGUGGCCUUUUAUGAAAUAUUGUUGGCAGUACUUCACACCAGCUAUCUGUACUUGCACAUUUCUCUUCUCCUUGAUCAAAUACACCCCGCUCAAAUUCAACAACACUUACGAAUACCCGUGGUGGGGCUACACCAUCGGAGGAUUCUUCACUCUCUCUUCAACACUCAUGGUUCCUCUGUGGAUGCUGUAUGCUGUGUGUGUCACUCCAGGAACACUGAGACAGAGACUGAAAGUUCUGUGCACUCCAGCCAAAGACUUACCCACUGCAACGUUAAGGACAACAUCAAACAAAGAAGCAUUUCAGACGUUCACAGGCUUGUACACACUGCGCUCGACACAAAGUCCUGAUGACAGAACGCACAGAGCUCAGAGAUUAUCCAUCUAAACUACGAGAGAAGUUUUUUUUAAAAAAAAUAGUGUUUAUUAAAUGACCAUGGGAUGUGUUAUUAUUGUUACUGGGGAAUCAAACAAGAAGUCUGGGAAAAAGUGUUUUAUAAAAUGGAAAGAAAUGUUUCUCCUUUUAUCACAAACUGUGUUUUAUCAACCAUACUUGAGAACUGGGACGAAUAAUGCUCUACAAAAAGAGCCUUAAAAUUGUAAUGAAACACAUUGAUUUCAUUUCACUUCUAAUCUUGACCUUUGCCAGAAGACACCCUCGUCCCAGACAAGAAUUCACAACUUCAAACAAUUAAACAAUGUGUUAAUAGCCUGAAAAAGCUAAAACUAAUAGUACAUACUGAUGACAUCGGUGUAAAACUGUACUGCUAUAAUCAUCUUUGUUUUAAAAUAUAUGUUUUUAUGAAAAUGUUGGCCUUUUAAAGAUGUGUCCCAAAAUUUUUCAACUCCAUCAGAUUUCUACAAAAACAUAAUUUAAUCAGGCACAAAAGACAUUAGUUAUAUCAUAAAGACUCCUGUCUCGCUUCCUGGUCUCCAAAAAGGCAGGAAUGCCCACUUAAAAGUAAUCUUUAAAUAAUCUUUAAAUCAUAUUUCUUACUUAGUUUUGAUUUAGAAGGGCUACAGAGUUGACCUGUUGUGGUUGAGACACGUCCAAUAACAAUUAUACAAUACAUUUAUUAAACAAAUUGAAAGCUUACCAGUACUUGAUUGGCAUUAAGAGUACUCUUAGCAACUUUGAAAAAUAAAAUGGCUAAUCACCACAACUGCAGUAAAAUUAAUGAAAAUUAAACUUUUUGUCAACUCCGUAAGUCAAGAUGUUUAUCUUUUAAAAUAUAUUUUCCCAUCCUUAUUGAAGAAUAAAAAUAGAAAACCCCCAAAAAGUAAUGUUUUGUCCCAGUUCCCAAGAAUGAGUGGCAUACAGUAUCUACUGUGUUUGUUAUAAUUUAUUGAGUGACAAAUGAGUUGUUUAAAAACGUGGUUAAUAUAAACAAUAUUACCAAAAACAGUAGUAUUCAAAAUAAGUAAAUACAUUAAUUUAAACCAAAAUAUAAAGAGUGUUCAAUACACAACUACAGGACACAUGACUAUAAAAAGGUAUCAGGUAUAGAGAAAAGAAGGUAGUUAGAUGAGUGCCGCACUGUACAGUGCACAGGUGAAAUGUAGUUAGUAUCAGACCACACCUGGGUGCCUUCAACGUCUGAAACUGAGGGAAGCUUGGUAUGCAGGCUGUAAUUCAACACACUGCAUGUUCUGAGCUUUUCUCAUUUAAAUUACAGAGUAAUAUAAAGCGUCAGUGUUCAGCUGUUUUACACUUUGAUUGCAGUGUUCACAUUGUGUGGGCUGAAACAUGAAACUUGUGUUGAAACAAUUGUGACGACAAAGUCAGUUACGUACAGAUAAAAAAACAGCACCAGGUGCUUAAGUAGUGAUAAGUACAUUGAAAGCAAUACUUUGCUUGAGGAACUGUUCUGUGUGUUUUGUUUUUACUAUAAACCACACAGAGUUUACUGCUUAUACACUCUCAGCGGUGUAAAUAAUAACCAAAAUAACUACAAAUUUGGAGAAACUUGUUAGUCUAAAAAUCAUUUUCUGACACUACUGGCUCCCAAUUUCCCAUUUUCCAGGUGUAGCAUGGAGAAAAUUUAACAUGUCAUAUUUUACAUUACACAUUGUCAAAUCCACUUAACAAAGACUAUUAACAAAAACAAAAAUAAACUGGGUUUAUUACGUAUUUACUUAAUUGGGUGGUAAAUAGACUGGGGAUAGUUGUAUAUUAGUUCUAAAAAAAUUUUGUUCUACCUUCUACCUACUCCUUUUUGGAAGCUGUUACCUUUUUUUAUUUGGGUUCGAAAUAAAGUCAUUCAUUCAUUCAUUCAUUCAUUCAUUCAUAAGAAAACAGAACAAAUGACUCACAUUACAGUGUUGUUAAACUGACAAACAGUGUGUCUUUUAUAACGUCACAUGGACACCUGAUUUCCUGUUCAGCUGUUUCUACCUGUAGGUUUACUUAACUAACUCAUUUAGUUAUUUUAAAUAUUUAAAAAAUAAAAUAAUAAUAAAAAUCAGCCAUGAGUACAGUCUGAUCCCAGGAUACAUCUCUUCUCCCAGACUUCUUGUUCAUUCUCCCCCUGAUACCCCAGGCACUCCAUAUUUCAGUUUUUCUACAGUGUAAUUUGCCUAAAACCUAUUAUUUUUCUUGCCCAAAUGUGAUUUUUAUAAAGUAUAUUGUGAUUUGUAAUUAAAUUAUAUCACAACUAUUUUAUGACUUAAUCAGCAUUUUUCAUCAUUUCUUACCUGCUUACUCUGUAACAUUAUAACUGUACCUUGUAAGUAACACAUGAAACAGUAUCUGUCCCCUAUCAUAGAGGUCAUCACCUGUUCCAGGGUUUGGCCACUGGGGGGCGCUGCAGGUUUGUGUUUUAAAAGUCCUGCUUCAAAAAACAACGUAUUUCCUGCUGCAAUAUGGUCUCCAACCUCUGCUCUGUAGCUGCAGGAGUAUUUUCAUUCACUUAUGCAAUGUGUCACCUUAAAGUUUCCCUCCUGCCUGUAAAUACUGAGAGUGUUGUAGCCUAAUAUGAUUUAUUUGCGUAGUCUAACUGCAAAGUUAUACAAAAUACAACUUCCACCAGUCCCCCUUGUGUGGUCUUUAAAGUGCAGUGGUGUGCUGUUAAAUACUGUAUGUUUGAUUUACAAUAAAUAUUGUCAGUGUACAGCCAGGUCUCAGAUCAGGUGCUGCUGCUUUAGUCUUGUGGAUGUUGACAGCAGGACAUCUGCUGGCUGAACCCUCACAUUACAAGAGGAGGGAGCAGGAAGCUGCAGCUAUGGUUUUUUGAUUCUUGAGUGUUGAAAGGUGAUCACAAACACAAAUGGUGUGUUAAAACAUUAAUAAAACACUGAUUAAAAAGCAACUCUGUUUUGAAAAACCUUGCAUACAUGAAGCUGUAAAUGAAGAUUCAUAACACCAGCAGAAACACCUGCUACAUAAUUUAAUUUAAUUCGUUUACUUUUUUUUUAUCAGGGACCAUGUACAGAGAACAUUGGACUCAACAGAGUAAAGAUGCACUGCACCGGAUUAUAGCUUUUUAGCUAGUUUCCAUCUGCAGUCCCUGAGGCAGGCAAAAGAAGAAAUAACGAGAAAAAUUAAAAUAUCACAAAGAGACAUAUAAAAAGACAGACUGAAACGGUACAAGAAAAUAGAGUGCAUUGAAAUCUAUGGGACAACGCACACACAGCGUCUGAAGUGCGAGUGCUCACAGUUCCAGAAAACAGUCAUAUAUGUCAUAGAUUAUUUAUUCAACCCCAGACUGGUUUUGGUCACGCAGACAACAUAAUACCACUACAAUAUAACAUUCACAAACAUUCUUUAUUGCACAGCCAAACUUUAAACAUUAUGUGGAAAAACAUUCAAAUAUCACAAACCUAUGGAGCAUCAUUAACUUGUCAUUUAACAGGGUGGAUUUAACUAAACUGCUUUCUCUAAUGAAUCAGGAGUA